Messenger RNA from Durio zibethinus, 2081 nucleotides. Its product is annotated as adenosine kinase 2-like. Gene Ontology annotation, biological process: purine nucleobase metabolic process; purine ribonucleoside salvage. NCBI's taxonomy places the organism in Eukaryota, Viridiplantae, Streptophyta, Magnoliopsida, Malvales, Malvaceae. The record is from RefSeq and is a predicted model, not a curated record. Gene Ontology annotation, cellular component: nucleus; cytosol. Gene Ontology annotation, molecular function: adenosine kinase activity.
UGAGAUUAAAUUACAAAAACCUUAGUAAAAGAUUCCUCCUUGAAACUACGACAACGGAAGAAUUUUGAUAAAUAUAAGUUUAAUAAUGGAUAAAAAGUGAGAAAAAAAAGGGAAAAUUCUGAUUUUGUGGUGAUGGUUAAACAAUGAUUUCACCCACUUAGAGAGAGGGAAAUGUCCAAAGGUGAAAGGGUGGGAUUAAAAAAAGAAAAAUGGGGGACUGGGCAAUUGGGUUGGUGAGAUAGGGACAGGCCAAUGCCCAAUAUGGGUGUCCAUAAACUUUGAAUAACACAAACCAUUUCCCCGAAACCAAGAUCUAAUAGUCUCCUGCUCUCAUUCUGCUUCUUCUUCCUCAUCUUUUUACUUACUUUGCUUUACCUUUCACCAAACUAUCACCAACAACCCACAAAAAUGGCGUAUGAAGGAAUUCUCUUGGGGAUGGGUAAUCCUCUCCUUGACAUUUCCUCUGUCGUGGACGAGGAUUUCUUGAAAAAAUACGAUAUCAAGAUGAACAAUGCAAUUUUAGCUGAGGAGAAACACCUACCCAUGUAUAAAGAAAUGGCUGCCAAACCCAAUGUAGAGUAUAUUGCUGGAGGUGCUACUCAGAAUUCAAUCAAAGUUGCACAGUGGAUGCUACAAAUUCCUGGUGCAACGGCUUACAUCGGUUGUAUUGGGAAGGACCAGUUUGGGGAGGAAAUGAAGAAGAACUCAAAAGCUGCUGGUGUUAAUGUUCAUUAUCUUGAGGAUGAAUCUGCACCAACAGGGACUUGUGCUGUUUGUGUUGUAGGUGGUGAAAGGUCGCUCAUUGCAAAUCUGUCAGCUGCUAAUUGCUACAAGUCUGAGCAUUUGAUGAGGCCAGAGAAUUGGGCAUUGGUGGAGCAGGCCAAGUAUUUUUAUAUUGCUGGAUUUUUUCUUACUGUAUCUCCAGACUCAAUACAGCUUGUUGCUGAACAUGCAGCUGCAAAUAACAAGGUAUUCUCAAUGAAUCUUUCUGCUCCAUUUAUUUGUGAGUUCUUCAAGGAUGCACAGGAGAAAGUUUUACCGUAUAUGGACUUUGUCUUUGGCAAUGAGACCGAAGCAAGAACCUUCUCAAAGGUUCAUGGCUGGAAGACUGAUGAUGUUGCAGAGAUAGCCUUGAAGAUUUCGCAGUGGCCGAAGGCAUCUGGAACAUUCAAGAGGAUUACCGUUAUUACUCAGGGUGCAGAUCCGGUGGUUGUUGCCGAGGAUGGGAAAGUAAAGCAGUUCCCUGUAAUAUUGUUACCCAAGGAAAAGCUUGUUGAUACAAAUGGUGCAGGUGACGCAUUCGUCGGGGGCUUUCUUUCACAAUUGGUUCAGGGGAAGCCUAUUGAUGUUUGCGUAAAAGCUGGCUGCUAUGCAUCCAACGUUAUUAUCCAAAGGUCUGGCUGCACGUAUCCAGAAAAGCCCGAGUUUAACUAAGCUAUUCCACUUCAUUGGUCUCUUCUAUCCUAUGGCGUUGUUUUAAAAUUUUGAUUGUUGAGAACCCUGGUGCUAUUUUUGAACUCUGUAUUUUGCUUUUUAUUUGCUUGUCAUUUCCGUGGCCGCAUCCACAAAUAGCCUGAGAAAAUCGUUAUAUGAGAAUGACAUUCUAUCCUUCUGCAUGAAAUUAAAGGAAAAGAAAAUGCGAAAAAGGCAAAACUCAACUAUGUUGUCCUUUUCAGCUAUCUGUUUCAUGUCAUAACAUAAGCUCAUGUUUGAGAGCUGGAGUUUUGGUCAAUCUUGUCUGUUAUCUCUACAUUCUUUGCAUUUGAGAUCUGGUCACAAGGCUUGUUAUAUUCUACAAGGAAAGGUGCUGGUUGAAGACUGACUGUAUCAUUAACCAAUGAGUCCAUGGGAGGUUAGAAAACUGAGCGAUACGGCAGACAUUGACUAGAAUUCUUUCGUUCAAUCCCCAAGGACUGAAUGUUGCCAGAAGCAAUUUUAAUUGAAACAACCAUUUCUCCAUAAUGAGUUUUAAUGGAAGGGGACAUGGUUAGGUUGUAGUUGUUGAAAAUAAGUAAAUGUAGUAAUGUUAAUUGACCAAAUUCGUUUCUUCGAUGGUUAAAGUGUAAUUAAUGACAAAAAAA